CAGAGGAGCUGAUUCUUCCAGACUCUAGUGGCGAACCGGCGUCUGAAUGUGCUGCAGGAUAAGGGCGGGAACAGUUUAAGGUGUGUUGUCUCAUGUGUCUGACAGGAGCUGAUAAAAGGGCCGGUCGGCAGCAGGUGGACUCACCACAACAUCAUGAGCUUCCUCACCUGCGGAGUCCUGCUGCUGGCCCUCACAGCUCCAGGGGGACGUGCACAGAUCGAUGUCUGCGGUAAAGCUGCCCUCAACACCAAGGCGGAGUCCAGGAUCGUUGGAGGCCAGGCCGCUGCUGCGGGGGCGUGGCCCUGGCAGGUCAGGCUGCAUAUACCGGUGUCCGGAGGGGCGGCUCUCUGUGGGGGGUCUCUGAUAAACAGCCAAUGGAUCCUGAGCGCCGCUCACUGUUUCAGCAGCACCAGCACUGCAGGUGUGGUCGUUUACCUGGGAGAGACAGAGAUAAACAACAGUCCUAACUCUGUGAGCAAGACGGUGUCCCAGAUUAUUGUCCAUGAGAACUACAACAAGCAAACUCAGGACAACGACGUCUCUCUGCUGAAGCUGACCUCACCUGUGACCUUCAACGACUACAUCAGCCCCGUUUGUUUGGCAGAACAGGGCAGCAACUUCCCCGGCGGGACCACCGUCUGGGUCACCGGCUUUGGGACGCUUUCAUCGGGAGGUUCUACGUCUUCCAGUCUGCAGGAAGUGAGCGUUCCCAUCGUGUCCAACUCCCAGUGUAGCUCCUCUUACAGUUUAACCAGCAACAUGAUGUGUGCUGGUCUGACACAGGGAGGGAAGGAUUCCUGUCAGGGAGACUCCGGUGGUCCUCUGGUCAGUAAAAAUAAUGACACCAGGUGGAUCCAGGCCGGAGUGGUGAGCUUUGGAGAUGGAUGUGCCAAGCCAAACACCCCAGGAGUCUACGCCCGGGUCUCAGAGUACCAGACCUGGAUCAGCAGCCGGGUCAGUGGGACCCAGCCGGGGUUCGUCAGCUUCGUCAGCGGCUCCUCCAGCAUCUCAGCAGCUCACUUCAUCUCCAUGGCUGUGCUGCCCGUCCUCUUCUCCGUCUUUGUCCUCUUCUGAGAGCUUUAAAGAAGCUCUCCAGGACGCACAGAAACUCUGGGUCAGAACCUGCAAAGAAGUUCACUUUAGAUGAAAAACCCUUGAAAAAGCUUAGUGUCACAUUUUCGUCUUAUUCUGUAGUUUGGUUCCAGAACAUUCAGAGACUUAUUUUCUAUGAAAGAAAACCAGAAGACGGGAGAGCAGAAGACAAAUCUGACCAACAGAAAACAUCCUCCAGUCCAUGUUUCAGGAUUGUCCUGUAAAGUCAAUCCAACUAUGUUCCAGAUGUCUAACAGGGUUCUGGGUUCAGUUCUGGAUAACCAAACACCUUAGAAAUGUUAAAACGAUUGUAAUUCCUCAGAGAUCUUUGAUUGAGGCUGAAGGCUUCACAUUAUUAUCUGAAUAUCUAAAAACAGGAACUUUAAUAGAAUCACAGUGAAUUCAGUUUGGUUUUAAUUUUUCUAAUGAACUACAUUUUAAUUACAAAAAUUCUUAUUCGUUUCCAGAAACCUGUUGUGUUCAGUUUGUCCCUCUUGAGCUUCUGUACAGAAAUGAAUCCUACUUUUCUCUGAUGUGGGUGUAAAUGAAGGGAAUGUGCUUUUAGCAGGAAUGUCUGCACUGAUGAAGUCUGUGAACUCAGGAGCAGCUUUGCUGAUCCAUGAAACUUUCUGCUCUUUCACUUUGUUUUUCUGCUUAUAAUUUUAGUUCUGGAUGUUUUACUUUUAUGAUUUAUUCCUAAGGAAUUUCAGUCAUCGCUGCAAACGUGUCAUCUCUUGGACUUAAAGAUGUUUGUGGUUGAAGGACCAAACUCUGUUUCUUAUUUCUUCCUGUAUUGAUUUUAAAGACAAAACAUUCAAAUAAAUCCAGUUUUUGAACUUCU
This is a messenger RNA of Oryzias latipes (Japanese medaka), 1933 nucleotides long. Its product is annotated as transmembrane protease serine 11A. Gene Ontology annotation, biological process: proteolysis. The record is from RefSeq and is a predicted model, not a curated record. Lineage: Eukaryota; Metazoa; Chordata; Actinopteri; Beloniformes; Adrianichthyidae. Gene Ontology annotation, molecular function: serine-type endopeptidase activity.